Messenger RNA from Xylona heveae TC161, 7145 nucleotides. Its product is annotated as Sec63-domain-containing protein. The record is from RefSeq and is a predicted model, not a curated record. Gene Ontology annotation, molecular function: nucleic acid binding; ATP hydrolysis activity; ATP binding. Gene Ontology annotation, cellular component: nucleus. The transcript has 2 exons. Bases 260 to 6919 code for a protein of 2219 amino acids. Lineage: Eukaryota; Fungi; Ascomycota; Xylonomycetes; Xylonales; Xylonaceae.
GCGAGAGAGAAUCUCUAGCAACAAGAGGGAGCUCCCAUCAACGCCACUCUAACUCAAUCAUCGGGGAAGACAACCUCUCAGCCAUCAGCGGGGCUAAACUUGAGGUGUCGACCUGCUUCAUAUUCAAACGACGGAGCUGCAAAUUUCGUCAUUUGGCCAGCCGGCUUGGCUCCUCUAUGAUUGUCUAAACAGUCACCGAACUGACCGCGCCGGUCAACACCCACCUCCAAAUCAUCCGCAGUAAUUCCAAGUCGUCACCAUGGCGGACCCCAAUAAUGUUUCGCAAUACAAGUAUUCGGCGAUGUCCAACCUGGUACUCCAGGCGGACCGUCGAUUCAUCACUCGCCGAACGGAUGAGGCUACCGGAGACCCUGAGUCGCUGGCGGGCCGCAUCAACAUCAAGGACAUGGGAGGGCGUGUCGCGCAUGAUGAUCUACCAAAGCAAAAGAAGAAGCCUAGCGGCUUAGACGUCGAAAGAGGUGAUAUUCGAGAAGGGCAAGAUGUUCUUGAGCGGGAACAAAAGAAGAGGAAACGAGGCGAGCCCGCGCAACUACGCGGCACCGGUAUCCUUUCCGCUGCCGAUGCUCUCGUCGAAGGUAUUCGGUAUCGACCAAGGACCCCCGCGACAAGAGCGAUUUUUGAUCUGAUUGUGACAACUGUUGCAAACAAUCUUGGCGAUGUCCCGCACGAAGUCGUUCGAAGCGCCGCAGACGCAGUCUUGGAAACUCUUAAGGAAGAGGAGAUGAAGGAUUUUGACAAGAAGAAGGACAUUGAUGAUCUACUUGGUACCACAAUGGGGUCGAAAGAAUUCAAUGAAUUGGUCAACCUCGGUAAAAAGAUCACAGACUACGACGCACAAGACGAGGAUGAAAAUGAUGAGGCCAUGGCCGCCGAAGGCGAGGGCGGUGCUGCCCUCGAUGAACGGCAAGGUGUUGCCGUUGUCUUUGACGAGUCAGACGAAGACGAGGAGGGCGGAGGCAGAACAUUCGAGGUCAGAGACGAAGAUUCAUCGGAUGAGGAGCCCGCAGAUGAAGAGGCUGCCGAGCAGCCUGACGGCGAAGCAGCUGCCGAAGAUGGCGAACAACCUGUGGAUACUGAGGCAAUGAUUAUCGAUUCAUCUGCUGCAGCAGAUGAAGGCAAGAAGAAGGAUAAGAACAUUGUCCCCGCCCAUGAGAUUGAUGCCUACUGGCUGCAACGUCAGAUUGGUCAAAUUUAUACGGACGCACAUAUCCAACAGAGAAAGACCCAGGAUGCUUUGCAGAUAAUGUCUGCACCUUCAGAAGAUGGCGAGGAGAAGCCUUUGCGCGAGGUUGAAAACGAACUCAUGGACCUAUUCGAUUAUGAGCACCACGAGCUUGUUGGCAAGCUCGUUGCGAAUAGAGAUAAGGUCGUGUGGGUGACAAGGUGGCGACUUGCCGCAGAGGACGGUGAAGCGAGAGCUGCAGUAGAGCGUGAAAUGGUCACUGAGGGCCAUCGCGCCAUCCUGGACGAGCUUAUUUCGAGAGGAGAGGCUGGAACCGACGCCGCCGGACCAAAGGCUAAGAAGCUCAAGGUAGACCUUAUGGAUAUCGAUGUUCCUGGGACUGCAAAGGAAGGCGAAGCCAAGGCCGAUGGCGCUAGGGAUGGCGCUCUUGUCGGCGGCCUUCAGCCUCGCCGUCUGAUCAACCUUGAAAAUCUUGUUUUUGAACAAGGAAACCAUCUCAUGACUAACCCCAACGUAAAGCUGCCACAAGGCUCAACGAAGCGGACCUUUAAAGGUUAUGAAGAAAUUCAUGUCCCGGCUCCAAAAGCAAAGAGGGAUGCUGGUGAGCGGAAUAUGCCGACCAGCGAGAUGCCAGACUGGGCUCGUCAAGGAUUUGGUACAUCCAAGGAACUUAAUCGGAUUCAGACGAAAUGCUACCCAACGGCAUUCAACGAUGAUGGCAACAUGCUUGUCUGCGCUCCUACAGGAUCCGGAAAGACCAACGUUGCCAUGCUCACUAUUCUUCGUGAAAUCGGCAAGAACCGGAACCCCGAGACAGGAGAGAUCAAUCUUGACGAUUUCAAGAUAGUCUACAUUGCUCCGCUUAAGGCUUUGGUGCAGGAACAAGUGGGAAACUUCGGAAAGCGCUUGGAGCCAUUUGGAAUUAGAGUAUCGGAGCUGACUGGUGACCGCCAGUUGACAAAGCAGCAAAUCGCAGACACCCAGAUCAUCGUCACCACUCCAGAGAAGUGGGAUGUUAUCACUCGCAAGGCUACCGACAUGAGCUAUACCAACCUCGUUCGACUAAUCAUCAUCGACGAGAUUCAUUUGCUACACGAUGACCGUGGCCCGGUCCUGGAAAGUAUUGUCAGCAGAACGAUACGCAAAACCGAGCAGACGGGCGAUCCCGUUCGGAUUGUCGGUCUCAGUGCUACAUUGCCAAACUAUCGCGAUGUUGCAAGUUUCUUGCGGGUCGACCCAAUCAAGGGAGUUUUUCAUUUCGAUGGAUCUUUCAGGCCCUGCCCCCUCCGUCAGGAGUUUAUUGGAGUCACCGACAAGAAAGCGAUCAAGCAGCUCAAGACCAUGAAUGACGUCUGUUAUACGAAAGUCAUGGAGCAGGUUGGUCAAAAUAAAAAUCAAAUGCUCAUUUUCGUACACUCGAGAAAAGAAACCGCCAAGACAGCAAAGUACAUUAGAGACAAAGCCCUUGAGAUGGAGACAAUUGGGCAAAUUCUCAGAAGCGAUGCUGCCAGUAGGGAAGUCUUGACGGAAGAAGCCGACGGUGUGACUGAUCGCGAUCUUAAAGACUUGAUGCCCUACGGCUUCGGCAUUCACCAUGCCGGUAUGAGUCGAGCAGAUCGUACAUCGGUGGAAGACCUGUUUGCGGACGGGAUGCUCCAGGUCCUCGUUUGCACUGCUACUCUUGCUUGGGGUGUCAACCUUCCAGCCCAUACCGUCAUUAUCAAGGGCACACAAGUCUACUCUCCUGAAAAGGGUAGCUGGGUUGAGUUGAGCCCUCAGGAUGUCCUGCAGAUGUUGGGUCGUGCUGGACGCCCGCAAUAUGAUACGUUUGGUGAGGGUAUCAUCAUCACGACUCAGAGCGAGCUGCAGUACUACUUGUCCUUGAUGAACCAGCAACUGCCAAUUGAAAGUCAGUUUGCUGCCAAGCUUGCUGAUAAUCUCAAUGCUGAGAUCGUCUUGGGCAACAUUAGGACAAGAGACGAAGGUGUCGAAUGGCUUGGUUACACUUACCUGUUUGUUCGGAUGCUUCGAUCCCCUGGACUGUACAGCGUUGGUGCUGAAUACGAAGACGACGAUGCCCUGGAACAAAAGCGUGUUGACCUCAUCCAUUCGGCCGCAACUGUACUUGAGAGAUGCAACCUUGUAAAAUACGACAAGAAGUCUGGAAAGCUCCAAACCACUGAGCUUGGUCGGAUUGCCUCUCACUACUACAUCAGUCAUACCUCGAUGAUGACUUAUAACCAGCACAUUCAACCUUCUGUCACGCCGAUUGAACUCUUCCGUAUCUUUGCUCUUAGUGAAGAGUUCAAGUAUAUUCCGGUUCGACAGGACGAGAAGCUUGAGCUUGCCAAGCUGCUCGGACGUGUCCCAGUCCCUGUGAAGGAAGGUCUGGAAGAACCCCAGGCCAAGAUCAACGUACUGUUGCAAGCGUACAUCUCCCGCCUCAAGCUCGAGGGUCUUGCUUUGAUGGCGGAUCUUGUCUAUGUCACACAGUCUGCCGGCCGUAUCCUCCGUGCCAUCUUUGAGAUAUGCUUGAAGAAAGGUUGGGCUUCUGUUGCCAAGACCGCACUCGAGCUCUGCAAGACGGCCGAAAAGCGCAUGUGGCCUACUAUGACGCCCUUGCGACAAUUUCACUCUUGUCCAAGAGACAUUAUCCAGAAAGCUGAGAGAAUUGAUGUUCCUUGGUCGAGCUACUUUGAUCUCGACCCUCCACGGAUGGGCGAGUUGCUCGGCAUGCCAAGAGCAGGCAAGAUUGUGUGUGGUCUUGUGCAAAAGUUUCCUCGUCUAGAAGUUCAGGCGCAGGUUCAACCAAUGACUCGGUCAAUGCUGAGAGUUGAGCUGACAAUUUCGCCCAACUUUGAAUGGGACGACGAGAUACACGGUGCAGCAGAGAGCUUUUGGAUCAUUGUGGAGGACUGCGACGGUGAAGACGUUCUGUUCCAUGACCAGUUCGUUUUGCGUCGUAAUUACGCCCUUUCCGAGAUGAACGAGCAUAUUGUCGAGUUCACCGUCCCUAUCACUGAGCCGAUGCCUCCGAACUAUUUCAUCUCGCUGGUCUCGGAUCGAUGGAUGCAUGCAGAGACCAAGUUGGCCGUGUCGUUCCAGAAGCUGGUACUCCCAGAAAAGUUCCCUCCCCAUACGCCACUACUGGAUCUCCAGCCGCUUCCUGUUUCUGCAUUGAAGAGGAAGGAGGCCGAGGAUCUCUAUCCGGAUUGGGAUCGAUUCAACAAAAUCCAGACUCAGGUGUUUAACUCACUUUACGCGACUGACGAUAAUGUCUUCCUUGGCUCGCCAACUGGAAGCGGCAAGACUGUGUGCGCCGAAUUUGCGCUUCUCAGACACUGGUCGAAGCGAGAUGUUGGACGGGCUGUCUAUAUUGCUCCUUUCCAAGAACUAGUGGAUCUGCGCCAUGCCGAUUGGCAAAAGAGACUCAGCAAUAUUGGUGGUGGUAAGGAGAUUGUCAAGCUCACUGGCGAGACCACUGCCGAUUUGAAGUUGCUCGAGAGAGGAGAUUUGAUCCUUGCUACUCCGACCCAAUGGGAUGUCCUCUCGCGGCAAUGGCAGAGGAGGAAGAACAUUCAGACCGUCCAGCUGUUCAUUGCCGACGAACUCCACAUGGUUGGAGGACAAGGCGGAUACGUCUAUGAAGUUGUGGUUUCUCGUAUGCACUACAUUGCUCUGCAGACCGAAAACGACAUGAGAAUUGUUGGUCUGAGUGUUUCUCUCUCGAAUGCACGAGACAUUGGCGAAUGGAUCGGAGCUACGAAGCAUACCAUUUACAACUUCAGUCCUCACACUCGUCCGGUUCCAUUAGAGCUUCAUUUGCAGUCAUUUACCAUUCCUCACUUCCCAUCGCUCAUGCUCGCCAUGGCCAAACCCACAUAUCAUUCGAUUCUCCAACUGUCACCAAACAAACCUGCCCUUGUUUUUGUACCGACCCGAAAGCAAGCGCGCGCGACAGCUUUGGACAUUCUUUCUGCAUGCAUUGCAGACGAGGAUGAGGACAGAUUUCUACAUGCUAGCAUUGAGGAGAUUGCCCCGCUGCUUAACCGCGUCAACGAAAAGGCACUGGCAGAGUCAAUCUCGCACGGCAUUGGCUAUUUCCACGAAGCGCUGAGCUCAAGCGAUAAGCGAAUCGUCAAGCAUCUUUUCGACGUUGGUGCCAUUCAGGUCAUGCUGGCCUCGCGCGACGUCUGCUGGGAGCUUGACUGUACGGCUCAUUUGGUCGUGGUCAUGGGAACCCAAUUCUUCGAAGGCAGAGAACAUCGCUACAUUGACUAUCCCAUCAGCGAGAUCCUUCAAAUGUUUGGAAAAGCAAGCCGACCCCAGGAAGACAAGGUCAGCAGAGGUGUGCUCAUGGUCCCGGCCGUCAAGCGAGAAUACUAUAAGAAAUUCCUGAAUGAGGCUCUGCCCAUCGAAAGUCAUCUUCAAGUCUACCUUCACGAUGCCUUUGUGUCUGAAAUCAGCACCAAGACCAUCGCUUCGACGCAGGACGCUGUGGACUGGUCGACUUACACGUACUUUUAUAGGCGUCUGUUGGCUAACCCGAGCUACUAUGGUCUUACAGACAUUUCUCACGAGGGUCUCAGCACACAUCUUUCGGAGCUGGUCGAAACGACUUUGAAGGAUCUCACCGAGGCGAAGAUUAUUGAUCUCGACGAGGAAGACGAUACCGUGACACCUCUGAACGCUGCCAUGAUUGCUGCCUACUACAACAUUUCAUUCAUCACCAUGCAGACGUUCCUUCUCUCUCUUACCGGCCGCACUAAGCUCAAGGGUAUUCUUGAAAUUGUCACCUCAGCAACUGAAUUCGAGUCGAUUCAGAUCCGGCGUCACGAGGAUCACAUCCUGCGUCGCAUCUAUGACCGCAUUCCCGUCAAGAUGGCCGAGGUGAACUACGAGUCGCCGCACUUCAAGGCAUUUGUGCUUCUCCAGGCGCACUUUUCGAGAAUGCAGCUGCCCGUGGAUCUCGCCAAGGACCAGGAAACCAUCCUGACCAAGAUUCUCAAUCUCCUGAGCGCAUCAGUUGAUGUCCUGUCUUCAGAGGGCCACCUCAAUGCCAUGAGUGCCAUGGAGAUGUCUCAAAUGGUUGUGCAAGCCAUGUGGGAUCGCGACAGCCCAUUGAAGCAAAUUCCUCACUUCUCGCCCGACAUUGUUAAAGUUGCGAAUGAGUUUGGAAUCAACGACAUCUUCGAGUUCAUGGAAGCCAUGGAUCCCUCGGAGAACAAGGAUUACGAUCAGCUCAUUAAGCGUCUCGGGCUUGACAAUAAACAACUGGCCCAGGCAGCCAAUUUCACCAACGACAAGUACCCGAACAUCGACCUCGAGUUUGAAGUCCUCGACCCGGAGAACAUUGUUGCCGGCUCUCCUUCGUACCUCAAGAUUAACAUUGAGCGUGAAGUGGAAGAGGAUGAGGAGCCGGACACGACUGUCCAUGCGCCUUUCUACCCGCAAACGAAGAUGGAGAAUUGGUGGCUCGUUGUGGGAGAUGAGUCAACCAAGAGCCUUUUGGCCAUCAAGCGAGUCACCAUUGCUAAGAAGCUCAGCAUGCGUCUGGAGUUUGUCGUGCCCAGCCCCGGCGAGCAUAACCUGGCCUUGUACUUGAUGAGCGACAGCUACGUAGGCGUCGAUCAGGAUCCGUCCUUCAAGGUCACUGCUGCUGAAGGCAUGGAUGAAGACGAGGAAGACGAAGAGGAGGAGGAAGACGAAGAGUAGAUUGAGAUGAAGUUCCUGAGUGGAGACAGAUGGGAAAAACUCUUGUGAAAUGAUAUCUGUAUCAUAUUUUUUCUUUUCUUCUCUUUUGCUCUUUUUGGCGGCGUUUUGUAUUAUGAAGCUGAUAAACACCAGUCGAUUUGGCGUCUUUUGUUCGUUUCACUCUUCAAGUCUUGUUUAGCCCAAUCAUGGAAAUGUAAAAGCAUAAUGUCGCGUAUAGAUACAAUGC